Vicia villosa (hairy vetch) is the source of this 759-nucleotide messenger RNA. Its product is annotated as kinetochore-associated protein KNL-2 homolog. The record is from RefSeq and is a predicted model, not a curated record. NCBI's taxonomy places the organism in Eukaryota, Viridiplantae, Streptophyta, Magnoliopsida, Fabales, Fabaceae. The transcript has 6 exons. The coding region runs from base 1 to 759 and encodes 252 amino acids.
AUGGUGAAGAAUCUGCUUAAGCAAAUCGGUUUUGAAGAUGAGUUCGGUUUGAAGGUGGAUCAGCAAAGUGAGGAAGAGUUGAGUUUCAGCUCUGUAACUCUGGGAUUGGAGGAAUUUGCAGAUUUGGUUAAAUGUUUCGUUUCAGAUGCGAUGAAGGUUACAUUAUUCGGCUGGUGGCUCGUUAAAUCCCCAGAUAACCGUUUAUGCAUCUCUGGCAACGCUUCCAGAAAGGGAGAAGCCGUCCGCGUGUUUAAUUCUUCUCCUAUUGUCGAAAGAUACGAUGUGUAUUCCCUUAAGAAUGCCGAGGGUAUAUACAUUUUCAUUAGGGGUAUCAUCAAUGAGGAACGCACCCGCGAAAAAGGUUUUACUCCUGAGAUUUUCAAUAGUUUUUACCUUGGCUUUCCUCCAAACUGGGAAACUUGUUGGGUUUUACAUUGUAUCAGAGAUGAACAAGUAGAACCUGGUACUGAUUCAGUCAAUGCUGCUAUGGAUAAUGUAUCUCCAAUUUGUCAAGACAUUUUGUUUGACGAUGAGGAAGAAUCCAUUUCUGUUUUGUCGAAAUUGCCUGAAGAAGCCCCAGAAAAUAACCAGACACCAUUCCCUGGAGAUGAAUGCCAAGUGUCAAAGGAGACGAGUGGGGUAAAUGUUGUUUUAAAAAAUGGAUUCACUCCCUUUAAGGCUAUUAUUACAUAUAAUUUAAUUGCAAAGAAGGCUAUUAUUACAAAUAAGGCUAGUUACAAAAAGACUAUUAUUACAUAA